Molecule: messenger RNA, 2106 nt
Organism: Gossypium raimondii (Peruvian cotton)
Lineage: Eukaryota; Viridiplantae; Streptophyta; Magnoliopsida; Malvales; Malvaceae
Product: cation/H(+) antiporter 4-like
Exons: 2
Coding region: 1-2106 (701 amino acids)
Biological process (GO): proton transmembrane transport; regulation of pH
Cellular component (GO): endomembrane system; membrane
Molecular function (GO): antiporter activity
Source: RefSeq, a predicted model, not a curated record
AUGGGGAAACUAAACGCAUUCAGGAACAUAUUUUAUCGUCGAGAGUUAGGUGUAGAAAUGAUCGACGCUGUAUCAGUAUUCGGUUUCACAUUAUUUAUAUUCCUAACGGGAGUGAAAAUGGAUGUGAAGAUGGCAUUUAACUCAACAAAGAAAUCCGUAGUAAUUGGAAUCAUAUCCCUUUUAUCUCCCAUCGUGGUCGGAAUAGUGCUUCACAAGACCUUCAACGAACAUAAACGAAUGAAUGAUGUAAUAAAAACCGAACGAAUAGUCGGAACAUUGAUCGAAUCAACAACAUCGUUUUCGGUCAUCGCCUGCGUUCUCACCGAGCUCAAGAUCAUAAAUUCUGAACUCGGACGACUCGCUCUAUCGUCGGCCUCCGUAGGUGACUUGAGCACCUUGUUUCUAGUUCACAUAAUUUCAUUAUCACAAGAUUGGGCCACGUCACCAUUGUUGGCUCUACAACGCGUACUUGUGGCUUUUCUUUUCAUAACAGUCCUUUUCUUCGUGUUUCGCCCAAUGAUGUUUUGGAUCAUUAAAAAAACACCAGAAGGAGAACCAAUUGAGGAAGUGUACAUCGUGGCCAUCCUGAUGGUUGCUAUAGGAUGUGCUAUAUUUACACAUUGGACCCAGCAAGCACCUUUAAUCGGUGCUUUUCUCUUCGGCUUAGCCGUGCCUGACGGUCCGCCACUAGGGUCGACGUUGAUAAACAAGUUCGAAUGCUUUGUCAAUGGCAUCUUUCUUGCUGUCUACAUAACAGCAUCGGCAAUGAGGGUUAAUCCGAGGAAGAUGGUGUCGAAUCCACCCAGAGUCAAAUUUUCUAUAAUUUCAUUUUUCUUGACAUUCCUUGCAAAAUUUAUAUCUUGCUUCAUAGCAUCUUUUGUGAGCUUCAUGCCCUUUAGGGACUCCUUGGCUUUUGGUCUCAUUAUGAGCAGCAAAGGGGUCGUGGAGUUGGCGUAUUUUUCUACUUUCAGAGACAAUUGGGUUAUAUCAGAAGCAACUUUUAGCGUGGCGGUCUUUGCCAUUCUUGUAAAUGCAACUGUAAUCCCACUCCUAGUGAGGUUCCUUUACGACCCAGUUUCAAGAAAAUAUGCAGGAUAUAAAAGACGGAACUUAAUGCACUUAAAACCCGAUGCUGAGCUACGGGUACUUGCAUGCAUUCAUUGGCCUGAAAAUGUCUCAGCCAUGAUCGAUUUGCUUGACCUCACAUGCCCUAUGACAGAAAGUCCCAGUGUUAUUUACGCCCUUCACUUGAUCGAGUUAAUGGCUCGUGAUUCACCGGUGUUUAUAGCUCACCACAAGCAUGAAACUAACACCAACGUCGGCGGUUCCUUUGAGGACAUCCUUGCGUUCUAUCAAUACGAGCAGAACAAUUGGGGUUUGGUCACAGUUAAUGCUUUCACAGCAAUCUCACCGCCGAAGCUCAUGCAUGAAGAUAUUUGCACUAUGGCUCUUGACAAGCAAACAUCUUUCAUAAUUCUCCCUUUCCAUAGGAAAUGGUCCGUUAACGGGUCUGUAGAAGCAGAAAACAAUGUGGUACGGAACGUGAAUUGUAGCGUCUUGGACCGAUCACCAUGCUCGGUAGGGAUCCUCAUUGACCGUGGUGGGAGGCGGAAACCGAUGAAAUCGUCGUCCUACUCUGUUGGGAUUCUUUUCUUAGGUGGCAAAGACGAUAGGGAGGCUUUAACGUUGGCGAAAAGGAUGGCUCGAGACCCUCGAGUGAAGCUAACUGUGAUCCGUCUCAUUGCAUAUCAAGAUCGCAGAGAUGUCUUAGACUGGGACACGAUAAUGGAUAUUGAGAUAUUGAAAGAUGUUAAGCAAAAUAAUGGAGUACUUGGUAAUGACUGUGACAUCAUGUAUGUAGAACAAGUAUCGGAUAGCGGAUCACAGACUGCGAAGAUCAUUAGGUCGGUUGCCGACUAUUAUGAUUUGAUAAUCGUCGGUAGACGCUACGGAGUGGAGUCGAUACAAUCAAUGGGUUUAUCAGAAUGGAGUGAAUUCCCUGAGCUAGGGAUUGUCGGAGACCUUUUUGCAUCUACAGAUUUAGAUAGCAGGGUAUCUGUAUUAGUUGUGCAACAACAACAUUAUAUAGCUGAAAGUAGACAUUGA